This is a messenger RNA of Acanthochromis polyacanthus (spiny chromis), 3047 nucleotides long. RefSeq names its product plastin 3 (T isoform) (gene pls3). Lineage: Eukaryota; Metazoa; Chordata; Actinopteri; Pomacentridae. The record is from RefSeq and is a predicted model, not a curated record. Gene Ontology annotation, biological process: actin filament network formation; actin filament bundle assembly. Gene Ontology annotation, cellular component: actin filament bundle; actin filament; cytoplasm. Gene Ontology annotation, molecular function: actin filament binding; calcium ion binding. Bases 135 to 2003 code for a protein of 622 amino acids. The transcript has 16 exons.
GGCCAACAUUCCUGCCGUCUACUUUUGUCUCUACGUGGAGGAGGCAGGACUCCAAACUGGACGCUGUCUGGAAUUUCAGGCGCACCGACAUUACACCUUUUUCUGAGUGACCACUUCAGGUCAAUCACAGAAAAAUGUCUGGAAAGAUAACAAAAGAAGAGAUGGAGGAGAUGAGAGAGAUCUUUGGGAAAAUUGAUCUGGAUGGCAACGGGCAUAUCUGUGAUUAUGAACUCCAUGAGCUCCUCAAAGAAGCUGGCCAUCCCCUACCUGGAUUCAGGGUCCGAGAGAUCAUCCAGAAACUCGACCGCAACGACGACAAUAAGAUCAGCUUUGACGAGUUUUUGUCGAUUGUCCAGGAGCUGAAGGGCAGUCAAGUAGCAAAAACUUUCCGCAAGGCCAUCAACAGAAAAGAAGGAAUCCUGGCUAUUGGAGGGACGUCUGAGCUGUCAAGCGAAGGCACACAACACUCGUUCUCUGAGGAAGAGCGAUUUGCCUUUGUGAACUGGAUUAACACUGCCCUGGAAAAAGACCCUGACUGCCAACAUGUCCUGCCCAUGGAUCCGAACACAGACUCUCUCUUCACAGCUGUCGGAGACGGUAUCGUGCUCUGCAAAAUGAUCAACCUGUCGGUGCCAGACACUAUCGAUGAGAGGACCAUAAAUAAGAAGAAGCUGACGGCGUUCACAACACAGGAGAAUCUGAACCUGGCCCUGAACUCUGCUUCUGCCAUCGGCUGCCAUGUGGUGAACAUCGGUGCUUUAGACCUGAAAGAAGGGAAGCCUCAUCUGGUGCUGGGCCUGUUGUGGCAGAUCAUUAAGAUUGGUCUGUUUGCUGACAUUGAACUGAGCAGAAAUGAAGCGCUGGCGGCACUGCUGAGAGAGGGGGAAACCCUGGAGGACCUGAUGAAGCUGUCACCAGAAGAGCUGCUGCUACGUUGGGCAAACUUUCACCUGGAAAAUGCCGGCUGGCAGAAAAUCAACAACUUCAGCUCUGACAUUAAAGACUCAAGAGCCUAUUUCCACCUCCUGAAUCAAAUCUCUCCAAAAGGCACAGAUGAGGAUCAGCCACGCAUAGACAUCAACAUGGCAGGCUUCAGCGAGAAGGACGACGUGAAGAGAGCAGAAGCCAUGCUGCAGCAGGCUGACAGGCUCGGCUGUCGACAGUUUGUCACCCCAGCUGAUGUCAUCAGCGGAAACCCCAAACUCAACCUUGCCUUUGUGGCUAAUCUGUUUAACAAAUAUCCAGCACUGAUCAAACCUGAGGGUGAAGACAUUGACUGGGGGCUGUUGGAAGGUGAAACGAGGGAAGAGAGAACAUUUAGAAACUGGAUGAACUCCCUGGGAGUGAACCCCCAUGUGAAUCAUCUGUAUGGAGAUCUACAGGACGCCAUGGUCAUCCUCCAGCUCUAUGAGAAGAUUAAAGUUGCAGUUGACUGGAACAACAAGGUCAACAAGCCACCUUACCCCAAACUGGGAACCAACAUGAAGAAGUUGGAGAACUGCAACUAUGCAGUGGAACUGGGCAAGUCAGCCAAGUUCUCCCUCGUUGGCAUCGGCGGGCAGGACCUGAACGAUGGCAACGCUACCCUGACUCUGGCACUGGUGUGGCAGCUGAUGAGGAGAUAUACGUUGAAUGUACUGGAGGACCUGGGUGAUGGAGAGAAAGUAAAUGAUGACAUCAUUGUGAAAUGGGUGAACAAAACGUUAGCAGAGGCUGGAAAGUCGACCAAGAUUUCAAAUUUUAAGGACAAGGAGAUCAGCAGCAGUUUGGCAGUGCUGGAACUGAUAGACGCCAUCCAGCCCGGCAGCAUCAACUACGAGCUGAUUAAAACCGGCAGCCUCGGUGAAGACGACAAGCUGGAGAACGCCAAAUACGCCGUCUCUAUGGCGAGGAAGAUCGGCGCCCGUGUCUACGCCCUGCCAGAAGACCUGGUGGAGGUCAAGCCUAAAAUGGUGAUGACAGUCUUCGCCUGCUUGAUGGGUCGGGGGAUGAAGCGAGCCUAAGCUGGAAUCAUUGUGACACUUCCUCCUACCUACUCACAGGCCAUUAGCAUUUUGAAAGAGCUCCCCCAACUGAAGGAAUGAAGUUUUUUUUUUUUCUGGAAAUCAGUCAAAACCAUACAUUAGCAUGUCUCCCUGCCUCUUUAUCGUUAACAGAGGCGUUUUUCUGAAGAAUCAUGUGCUGUUCUCUUAUUUAAAACUGAGGCUACAACACUAAUUUGUCUAAAGAGAAGGCAAUGAAUUAAGCCCCGUCUGUUGCUUAACCGUUCUGACGUUCCAAUGUUCUUGUGUUCCUCAUCAUCUUGUUACUUUCGAUAUGCACAACUCUUCAUGUAUAAGAAUGCUGUUUUUUUUUUUUUUUUAAUGCGAGUAUGCAUAUUUCCAGCUGCAAGGUUGUUUACAUAUUUUAUUUAGACUGAUAAGUAAAUUAUAGCCUUGAAUAAGCAACACACAUUCCUGAAUAACAUACUUAUGAAUAAAUGCUUGAGAAGGUAAGAAAGUUACGGAGGCGGGAUGUUUCGGUGGAGCACACUUCAAAAAAAAAACACCCGAACAUUUCGUCUUGCUUAAUGAAGUACAAGCAUGUCUUAAUAACUGGCACGAUAAACAUAUCUGUAUACAGAAGCCAUAAGGUCACGUUAUAUGAAUGACCAGCCUGAUUUGCUGUCUGUAUUCUUGUACUCGUCAUAUGUCUGUUUCUUGGGAUUAUUAUGCGAGGUAAAUGCUGUUUUUUGGGUCAUCUGGUCUUUGUUGUAUUGGGCUUUUGGUUUUUUUUGUUGUUUUUUUAAAGUAUCUGUUACGUUGGAUGAGGAGCAGGCGGACUAGACUCCUGGCUUCUGCUGUGCCUUCUUGUCUCAAAGACGACUUGUACUUGUGCUUUGAGGAUUUUCCUGUUUCUUUUGUAUUCAACAUUACCAAAUAUAAACAGUAACUUCAUUCCAGGUAGCUUCAUGAUAUUCUAUGACAAUGGCCAGAUUGUAUUUGGUCUCAUGUUCAUGUCUACUCUUAAGUGCUUUACAUAUAACAAUAAAUAUGACUUUGAAAUCA